GUGUCAUACAGCAACGUGCACCGGAAGAAUCGUGGGUGUUCAGGAAGCAGGUCACUAUCGUCAAACUUCAUCUGCAAAAAGGAAGAGGCUUCUGUGUCUACAGUGAGCUUCUGCUUCUUCCUGCUUUCACCAGAGUUCUACACCAGUGAUGCAUGAGACUGUGCUGCGUGUGCUGGCGGUGGCCUUCGCUCUCCUGAUGUCCCCCAGAGACAAUCCUGGGCAGACAGAAAAGGAUGGCAUCAUCUUACAGACACACCAAGAGAGGGUGAUGAGAGACACAGCGUGGUUAGACACGGAGGAGGAGGUCUCCUCUAGCCUCGAUGUGCCGCUGAGUAUAGCUCCAAGGUUUGACAAGCAGCUCAAAGAAAUCCAGGAGAAGGAGAAGUGUUUAACCACUGAAAAGGCGAUCAGACCUCAUGAUAAAUUCAAACUUGUUGACAAAAAUCAAACCGAACCGCAAGUUAAGAAGGACUCGGAUGGAAAUCAGGAAGAGCAGACGUUCCAGAACCAAGGUUCCGAGGGUUGGGGGCGAGAUCUCCUCUGGUGCAUGUGGAACAUAUUCUCCUUUAUAUCUGCUCUUCACUGCCUUGGGAAAUAUUUACAGAGCAAAUCCAUGGUGUGGCCCUUCUGCGCUGACAAGGUCCGACUACCGGACCACGACGCACUGCUGCGUUUUCAUUCCAAACAUCUUCAUCAGAAGAAUCUAUGGGAGGAGGAAUUCCUGGAUGGAUUCGCGAAUGACCUGCUGGCCUCUACAAGGGUGGUCUGUGAGCGACAGGGUGGGAUGUCAAUUCAGGACUUCAGGUUUACCAAUGUCUCUGAUGUCAUGGUGCCACUCAUCCCACUUGAGCCCCACAAGAUCCAGUGUCUGCUCAGGAAAGAUGAAACUAGCAUGCAGCCUUGUGGCCAAGUGAAAAUGCUGGCGAAUGAAAGCUGUUACUGUCAGUCUUCGGAUGCAGACGACGAUACGGUUUGCCUUCUCCACGGCGAAACAGGAAACACCACAAGGGCCGACAGCUUUGCUCAUUUGUGCGUGAAGAACAGCAGCUUUCUUUCAAAGUCGCAGACGCUCCGAUGGUUUCGAGGCACGUUGAAACAGGCGUGGGCUCAAAUUUCACACAAGUACGACUUUAAGGUGACCAUCAAUUACUUGGACACUCCAUGUUCUCUGGUGAUACUGUUUAAAUCUGGCAGGAAAUUGAGUCUCAAACUGAACCCAGUUGUCAGGUUAAGCUGCUACGCCCAUCUGUGCAUCACUGACUUCCCUGAGAACUCGGACUCGCUGUGGACGCUGUCGCUCGACGGCUAUGAAGACACCCUGCUGGAUUACUUCUCUCAGCAACUUCCUGAUGAAGCGUGUCACAUGCAAGCGCUUGAAAUCGCUCGCUUCCUCCACCGCAGACAGGUGGCCGUGACAGGCGUGUGCGCGCUGACGGAUCAGCACUUCAAAACCGUACUGAUUCACAUUCUUUUCAGAACAAAGCCCUCACAGUGGCAGUCCAACCAAAUCGCUUCCAGACUGCGAGACUUGCUGGUCUUUUUGGAGGAGUCGCUUCAGACCAAGUCACUGCAUCACGCUGUCGUUGGUAACCGCUCGGCUCAUGGCGCUCCUCAACUUCCUGCUCAGCUGACUCUAGCCAAGUCAGUGAAUCUCUUCCAUCCGCUGGUGGCGCACGAGUGCAUCUACAGACACACCCUGUCACACUACAGGGAGAUUCUUCAGAACUCACACAUGCUCAUUCUAGAUUAUGUGGGUGGGAGAUAUUUCUCACAGUGCGGACUGAACCCAAAAAUAUAGAUCGCUUUUAUUCCUGGCCUUUUUGUUGACACAAUAUAUUUUGCAACAUAGAUUCGAUUAUACAGCAUACAGUCAAAUAUGCGUAACAAUGACCAUGUACAGUUUGGAUGUGAUAUGU
Synchiropus splendidus (mandarinfish) is the source of this 1916-nucleotide messenger RNA. Its product is annotated as inositol 1,4,5-trisphosphate receptor-interacting protein-like. NCBI's taxonomy places the organism in Eukaryota, Metazoa, Chordata, Actinopteri, Syngnathiformes, Callionymidae. Gene Ontology annotation, cellular component: membrane. The transcript has 2 exons. Bases 149 to 1798 code for a protein of 549 amino acids. The record is from RefSeq and is a predicted model, not a curated record.